AUGGCUGCCAACGGAACAGAGACUCCCGCUGGCGCUCAGAUGGAUGUUGUAGAACCAGUACAACAGCCGAGUGUGGUGGACCGUGUGGCCAACCUGCCUCUCAUCAGCUCCACCUGUGGCAUGGUGUCUGCCGCCUACACCUCCACCAAGGAAUACUACCCCCACGUUAAGUCUGUCUGUGACGUGGCUGAGAAGGGUGUGAAGACCCUCACAGCGGCCGCCGUCACUGGGGCCCAGCCCAUCCUCUCGAAGCUGGAGCCACAGCUUGCGUCCGCCAGUGAGUAUGCCCACAAGGGGCUGGACAAGCUGGAAGAGAACCUGCCCAUCCUUCAGAAGCCUCCUGAGAAGGUCCUAGAAGAUACCAAGGAUCUCAUCUCGUCCAAAAUGUCAGGUGCCCGAGACAUGGUGACCAACACAGUGUCCAGUGCCAAGGACACCGUGACCAACCGAGUGACAGAGGCAGUAGACGCGACCCGGGGCACUGUGCAGAGUGGCAUGGACAAGACCAAGUCCAUGGUGACCAGCAGUGUCCACUCGGUCAUGGAAUCCCGCAUGGGCCAGAUGGUCUUGAGCGGGGUGGACACGGUGCUGGGCAGAUCGGAGGAGUGGAUGGACAACCACCUGCCCAUGACAGAUGAGGAGUUGGCGGGGAUUGCCACACCGCUGGAGGACUCUGACACCACCUCAUUGCAGCAGCAGCGGCAGGAACAGAGCUACUUUGUGCGGCUGGGCUCACUCUCAUCACGGCUGCGCCAGCACGCCUACCAGCACUCGCUGGGCAAGCUGCAGAAUACCAAGCAGAGGGCCCAAGAUGCUUUGCUGCAGCUGUCACAGACCCUAAGCCUGAUGGAAACUAUCAAACACGGAGUAGACCAGAAGCUGGUGGAGGGUCAAGCAAAGCUGCAUCAGAUGUGGCUCAGCUGGAACCAGAAGCAGCUCAAGGGGACUGAGCAGGAUGUGGCCGAGCCAGAGCAGGUCGAGUCCCAGGCACUCACCAUGUUCCGGGAGACUGCCCAGCAACUGCAGACCACCUGCGUCUCCCUAGCGUCCAAUCUCCAGGGCCUUCCUGCCAACAUCAAGGAUAAGGCCCAGCAGGCCCGGCGCCAGGUGGAAGACCUCCAGGCAACCUUCUCGGGUGUCCACUCCUUCCAGGACCUGUCCAGCACCAUCCUGACCCAAAGCCGGGAGCGGGUCAGCAAAGCUCGUGAAGCCCUGGACGAAAUGGUGGAAUACGUGGCCCAGAACACUCCCAUCACGUGGCUGGUGGGACCCUUCAGCCCCGGGAUCACUGAGAAAGCUCCAGAAGAGAAGAAAUAG
Chrysochloris asiatica (Cape golden mole) is the source of this 1317-nucleotide messenger RNA. RefSeq names its product perilipin 3 (gene PLIN3). The transcript has 7 exons. The record is from RefSeq and is a predicted model, not a curated record. NCBI's taxonomy places the organism in Eukaryota, Metazoa, Chordata, Mammalia, Afrosoricida, Chrysochloridae. The coding region runs from base 1 to 1317 and encodes 438 amino acids. Gene Ontology annotation, cellular component: cytosol; lipid droplet. Gene Ontology annotation, biological process: positive regulation of triglyceride storage; lipid storage.